CAGCCGUUCCCCCCCCUCCCCUUCCUCCUCCUCCUCCCUCUCCCUCACUGCCGGUCCCAGCCCCGCCAUGGUGGCUACGGAGGGUCUACGGGAGAUGGAGGGCAGCGCGCUGCGGCGGCUGGUGUGCCGCGAAGAGGCCGGCGGCGGCGGCGGCCGGUGCCUGGUGUUGGACUGCCGUCCGUUCCUGGCUCACAGCGCCGGGCACAUCCGCGGCGCGCUGAACGUGCGGUGCAACACGAUCGUGCGCCGCCGGGCGAAGGGCUCCGUGAGCCUGGAGCAGAUCCUGCCGGCCGAGGGGGACGUGCGCGCGCGGCUGCGCGCGGGGCUCUACGCCGCCGUCGUGGUGUACGACGAGCGCAGCCCGCGCGCCGAGGCCCUGCGCGAGGACAGCACCGUGGCGCUCGUGGUGCGCGCGCUCCGCCGCGACACGGCGCGCGCCGACAUCCGCCUCCUCGCAGGGGGUUACGAGCGCUUCUCCUCGGAGUACCCCGAGUUCUGUGCAAAAACCAAGUCCCUGAGCAAUGUGUCACCCCCCACCAGUGCUGAGACCCUGGAUUUGGGCUGUAGUUCCUGUGGGACCCCUUUUCAUGACCAGGGUGGCCCUGUGGAAAUCCUUCCCUUCCUCUACCUUGGCAGUGCCUACCACGCUGCCCGGCGGGACAUGCUCGAUGCUCUGGGCAUCACAGCCCUGCUGAACGUCUCCUCAGACUGCCCCAACCACUUCGAGGGGCUCUACCAGUACAAGUGUAUUCCGGUGGAGGAUAACCACAAAGCCGACAUCAGCUCCUGGUUCAUGGAGGCAAUUGAGUACAUUGACUCAGUGAAGGAGUGCUGUGGCCGGGUCCUAGUCCACUGCCAGGCUGGUAUCUCCCGCUCAGCCACUAUCUGCCUGGCUUACCUGAUGAUGAAGAAGCGCGUCAAGCUGGAGGAGGCCUUCGAGUUCGUGAAGCAGCGCAGGAGCAUCAUCUCCCCUAACUUCAGCUUCAUGGGGCAGCUGCUGCAGUUCGAGUCGCAGGUGUUGGCCACCUCGUACACAGUGGAAGCCGUCAGCCCCUCGGGGAAGCUGCGGGAGCGGGGCAAGGCCACCUCCACACCCACCUCUCCGUUUGUCUUCAGCUUCCCGGUCUCGGUCGGUGUCCACGCCACCCCCAGCAGCCUCCCCUACCUGCACAGCCCCAUCACCACGUCACCCAGCUGUUAGCUCAGGGGCUGAGGCCAGCCAGGCAGAGAGGGCUGGGCAUGGAGCGGGUCAGGAGGGCAUGGAGCCCUGUGAUGCUAAAGCAAUAGUGCUGGACACUGCCAUUCACCCUGGACUCGAUGUCUUCUUUUCGUAGGGAAAUUUCUUACCUCAUCUUGGUUUUUUUGCUUUGUAAUUUUAUGUUUUGAAAGCAUGAAAGUUGUAAAAGCCACAAAUCCUGAUACUGUCCAGGCUCUUUGGGGAAGGAAAACAAUGGCAUACUGGGUCCUCAAGUGCCUGGUCUUCA
Melopsittacus undulatus (budgerigar) is the source of this 1484-nucleotide messenger RNA. RefSeq names its product dual specificity phosphatase 4 (gene DUSP4). The coding region runs from base 68 to 1201 and encodes 377 amino acids. Gene Ontology annotation, molecular function: MAP kinase tyrosine/serine/threonine phosphatase activity; protein tyrosine/threonine phosphatase activity; MAP kinase tyrosine phosphatase activity. The transcript has 4 exons. Gene Ontology annotation, biological process: negative regulation of MAPK cascade; protein dephosphorylation; endoderm formation. The record is from RefSeq and is a predicted model, not a curated record. Gene Ontology annotation, cellular component: cytoplasm; nucleus. Lineage: Eukaryota; Metazoa; Chordata; Aves; Psittaciformes; Psittaculidae.